AUGUCCACCGAGCACAAAGUUGAGACAGAUAUUUUGACCCUCACCAGGUUUAUUCUGCAGAGCCAGAACAAGGUCGCAGAGGCGUCUGGUGACUUUACAUUGCUGCUGAAUGCGCUCCAGCUGUCUUUCAAGAUGAUUGCCUUUAACAUCCGUCGGUCUACGCUGGUCAAUUUGCUGGGUAUGUCCGGUACUUCCAACUCCACUGGCGACGACCAGAAGAAGCUCGAUGUCAUUGGCGAUGAAAUUUUCAUCAAUGCCAUGAAGGCCUCCAACAAGGUGCGGGUGGUUGUCUCUGAAGAGCAAGAGGACCUCAUUCUGCUUUCUGGCCAGGGCCGCUACGCGGUCGUGUGCGAUCCCAUUGACGGCUCGUCCAAUCUGGACGCCGGUGUUUCUGUCGGCACCAUUUUCGGCAUCUACCGCUUGCUCGAGGGCUCGCAGGGCUCCAUCAAGGACGUGCUGCGCUCCGGCAAGGAGCUUGUUUGCGCCGGCUACACCAUGUACGGUGCUUCUGCCAACCUUGUUAUCACCAUGGGUAACGGCCUCAACGGAUUCACCCUCGACGACUCCCUGGGCGAGUUCAUUCUCACCCACCCCAAUCUCAAAGUCCCGCACACUCGCAGCAUCUACUCUGUCAACGAGGGUAACACCGCCUACUGGUCUGAUGGCACUCGCGCGUACUUUGAGAGCCUCAAAUUCCCCAAGGACGGAAGCAAGCCCUACUCGGCCCGCUACAUUGGCUCCAUGGUUGCUGAUGUCCACCGCACCAUUCUGUACGGCGGCAUUUUCGCCUAUCCUGCUGACAAAAAGUCCAAAAAGGGCAAGCUGCGUUUGCUCUACGAGGGUUUCCCCAUGGCAAUGAUCAUUGAGCAAGCCGGCGGCGAGGCCAUCAACGACGACGGCACGCGCAUCCUCGACCUGGUCCCCGAGACCAUCCACGAGCGCUCCGGCGUCUGGCUGGGAUCCAAGGGCGAAAUUGAAAAGGCCCGUUCGUUUAUCGUCCCUAAAUAA
This is a messenger RNA of Wickerhamiella sorbophila, 1008 nucleotides long. Its product is annotated as Fructose-1,6-bisphosphatase. The transcript has a single exon. Gene Ontology annotation, molecular function: fructose 1,6-bisphosphate 1-phosphatase activity. The coding region runs from base 1 to 1008 and encodes 335 amino acids. Gene Ontology annotation, cellular component: cytoplasm; cytosol. The record is from RefSeq and is a predicted model, not a curated record. Gene Ontology annotation, biological process: fructose 1,6-bisphosphate metabolic process; gluconeogenesis; fructose metabolic process. NCBI's taxonomy places the organism in Eukaryota, Fungi, Ascomycota, Dipodascomycetes, Dipodascales, Trichomonascaceae.